AUGCCUCGUCCGCGCGUCAAGGACGAAGACCGGAAACGCGUGGCGCGGGCCUGCGACACCUGCAAGCGCAGAAAGGAGAAAUGUGACGGACAACAACCUUGCCUGCUCUGCAAGCGCCGUUGUCGCGAGUCUGAAUGCGUCUUCACCGAGGCCUACUCCAAACGAGGCUCACAGCGUCAGGGCAGUACCGCGUCAUCUCAUCCCAUUACCCUCAAGGAUGCCUUGAACGAGUCGAAUGAUGCCGAGAUCGCCAUCGAGUCGCUCCUCACGCUGUCCGGGUCGAGAAGCGCCCCAAAGUCUCCCCAGUACGACAAGGAUCCGGAUGCACUCGUGUCGAGAGCCCCUGUGCCGAAGCUGGCCAGACUGCUCCGCGAUGGUCGCGGCAAGUUCAUCUUCGUCGGUGACUCGAGCAACCUGGCGUUUGUCCAGAACAUUCGCCGCCUGGUCAAGGCAGAGAUUGGAGAGUGUCAAUUGACCUCGGACCCGCUGCGACAUGCCAUGUGCGAGGUCAUUCCACCUCCCAAGGCGCCGACGCCGGCGCAGUCGCAACACCCGAAGCCUAGCUUGGCUGAGGCCCAGGAUCUGAUCAAACAUUAUCUGCUGGCGUCGAGCGGCGUGAUUGACCUCUUCGACCCUGACGAUAUCACUCACCAUCUGUGUGCGUGGACGAGCGACCCAUCCGCCGAGACGGAUUUCAACAGUUCCAUAUAUUAUCUAGUCAUGGCUAUCGGCGCCCUGACGCGCGACGCGGAGGACCUGGAUCAGGCAGAAUUCUACUUCUCCCGUGGUCGGGAGAUCGGGGUCUCGAGUUUCUUGGAGGAUCCCAGUGUCCUGACCAUCCAGGCCUACGCCUUGAUCACGUUCUACAUGUUGUCCGCCGUGAGAAGAAACGGCGCAUUCAUGCUGCUAGGCAUUGCCGUCCGAGCUGCGUAUGCUCUAGGGUUGCACAGAAGCGACAUAUCAAACUUGUUCGAGCCGAGAGAAAGGCUCGCGCGCGAGCGAGUGUGGAAGAGUCUGCGCGUCCUCGACCUCUACAUGAGCGGCUCACUCGGCCGACCGCCAGCGACAUCCGAAGUAGACGGUGGAAGUGUGUCUUGGAACCGCUCCACCAGAGACUACGAAGAUAUCCAGAUGAACGGACGCAACACCUCGGCGACAUUGAGGAUAUGUUUUAUCUUUGAGCGGAUAUUGAAUGAGGUCUAUUGUCGUCGGGAAGUAUCUGUUCAGCUUGUGGAAAGCAUCUCCCGGCAAUAUCGAGACUGGACCAUGCAGUUGCCGGCAGGUCUGCAAGCCGACAGUUUGGACCAGAAGAGUGGCUCUACUUCCCCGACACUGCGACAGACAAUCGGCAUCGCCCAUUUGAAGGGCGCUUAUUAUUGGUCGAUUAUUCUCUUGACCAGACCAUUUCUGAUCUUCAAGGUGUCCUCGAAGAUCAAAGGCCGUUCCGAGGAUGACGACGGCGCCGGAAACUCGGUGACAAUGACUCUAAGUGAGGCCUGUAUUGAUGCUGCGUUGAGGAGCAUCGAGAUUGCGACCGAUAUUGUUCAUACCCCGGGAGUACCCAAGCGAUUGUUCAUGAUUACCAACAGCACAUUUAUAUCGGCUAUGGUGAUCGGCUUUGCCAUCUUUGGCGACUUCGAUAAGACGUUCCCGUUGCUCAGCAGCAUUGCCCAAGCGGAAGCUAUCUUGACAAUCAUGGCAAAGGAUGACAUGUCGGCCCGACGACACUUUGAGAUCACCAGCUAUCUGCGCCUGGCAGCGAUUGAGCACAUUCGACGGCGAGACCAAAUGCAAAUGCAGAGGCGCCGACAAGACAUCCACAACAUUUUUGGUGAUCCUAUCAACAAGACAAACGGUGCAGGUUCAAGCAAAGCGACUACCGGCAACCACACACCCAGUCAGAUUUCGGCCUCAGAAAUCGCUCAGACCAAUGAUGGCACAACGGCGCUGUUUGAUGCCGCAGAGGAAUCUGGUGACGCCGCGCCACCGUGGCAGCUGCGCUUCGACAUGCCGCCAGAGAGUCGCGGCCCUGUGUUGACCACCUCUGGAGUAUUAGCGUACAAUGGGGAGGAGGCUACUGAUCCCAUCCCACCUCUGCCACGCACCGAUUUCGGACAGAUGCCAGAAGCAGAUUACCUCUCACCAGAUGGGUCCGGAAUACCAAGUCUACCAUCAUACACUGAAGAGUUCCCACUCUUCUCGUUAAUGACGGACUUCGAUCAGCUGCAGGAUCCUUUCUCGAUGGUCAGGCCAUGA
This is a messenger RNA of Fonsecaea nubica, 2256 nucleotides long. RefSeq lists its product as hypothetical. The coding region runs from base 1 to 2256 and encodes 751 amino acids. NCBI's taxonomy places the organism in Eukaryota, Fungi, Ascomycota, Eurotiomycetes, Chaetothyriales, Herpotrichiellaceae. Gene Ontology annotation, cellular component: nucleus. The record is from RefSeq and is a predicted model, not a curated record. Gene Ontology annotation, biological process: DNA-templated transcription; positive regulation of transcription from RNA polymerase II promoter by galactose. Gene Ontology annotation, molecular function: DNA-binding transcription factor activity, RNA polymerase II-specific; RNA polymerase II cis-regulatory region sequence-specific DNA binding; zinc ion binding. The transcript has a single exon.